GGAAAGCUGUUUUACAAAAACUGAGGUUGCAUGUUCCAUUAUCUCAGAGCUUUUUGAGCCUCAUGAAGGUUUUGGUGGAUGCUCUAUGACCUAAACUACAUUUGUUCUCCACUAAACCUGUUUAGAUAAUUUUCUUUUUCUUCAAGCAAACAGAAGGUGUUUGAGUGUGUCUUCAGUCCACUGCUUUUAAAUAAUAAUUUAUGAACUCUAGAAGAUCUGCAGAAGCCAGAAAUGUAGCUUUUUUGGACACAGAAGCUUGUCUGCCUUACAKCAGCAGUAAAUGGUGUGGUGCUAACAUCUCUAAGACAGGACAGUGAGGAGGCAGGCUAGUGCAAAAAGUGGACAAAUUGAAAAGAAGCCUUUCUUUCCAUCUCCUUCAUUUUCUUCUUGCUUAGUGCUGCUGUUGGAACAAGAAUGGGCCAACUGUGUGGACGAUGCAUGCAGCUCCUGCGAGACGUCAUAGGCUUUGUUCAGAGGAUGUCCUCUGACUUGGUGCAAGGCAUCAAGGAAUGCUUUACUUUGAUAAGCAAAUGUUCCUGUUUAAAACAGAACAGCUCUAAAGCCAGACAGCUGUACAAGCCCAUCCUGCAGCCUCAUGAGUGGGUGACAGCACAGGAGUUUCUGCAGCAUAUUGAAACAGAUUUUGAAAUGUCUCCGCUUGGAAAGGACCCUCUGGAAGCCUUGAGGACCUUAUCCUUUUCAGAAAACCCAGGUUUACAACAGUCGGCUGCCCUUUAUUACUUGCAUAUGAGUCAUCACAUGAACAUCCCCUUGCCUGUGGAGCAUCUGGAACCCUUCUAUGCCUUACUACGUUCUGCUGACCUGGAGGUGCAGCAGAUGUCUUCCUUGUCCCUUGUAAACUUCUUGCUGGAAGGAAAUCUUGACAAAGAAUUAGUUGUCCAAAUGGGUUUACUUGAGCCAAUUCUGGAUCUGCUUGAGUCAGAGGAUCCCACUGUCCAGUGUAAUUCCUGUGCCUGCAUCAUGACUUUGGCUCUUUCAGAGUCCAACCGAGAGGCUAUUGGUGCUGCUAGAGGAGUUACACCCCUGCUGUCACUUGCCAAGUCCUAUGAUCCCAGAGUCCAGCAAAAUGCAGUUGGUGCUAUUCUGAACCUCACACAAUCAGAGAAAAUCCAACAAGUCCUAUGCAAGGAAGGAGCCCUACCAGUUCUUGCCUGGCUGCUGGAAUCUCCUGACUCAGAAGUACAGUAUUACAGUUGUGCUUCCCUAAGCAACAUGGCAGCCAAUGUUCAGCACCACAAAGCCUUGCUGAGACCCAGUGACAGAUUCCUGCUGCAGACACUGAUAUCUCUCCUGUCCUCUUCUGUGGACAAGAUUUCAAGCCAGGCAUGUGUUUGCCUAAGAAAUUUGGCUACCAGUGUAGACAUCCAGGUCGAGAUGGUUGCUGAGAAUGUCCUGCCCAAGCUGUGCUCUCUUCUGGCCUCUGGCAACGUGGAUGUGCGUCGUGCCUCCAUUGCUCUGCUCUGGAUACUGUCCCAGCACCCACCCAAUCAGGAYACUCUGGCAUGUGCUGAGCUACUGCAGAGCCUGGAGAUGUUACUGGCAGCACAUAAAACAGACCCUGUGAUUGUUGGACAUACUGCUUGCAUCAUCAAAAACCUAAGCCUUUCCAAAAACAGACAGAGAAUCACUGAGAGCCGAUGUGUUGAAGGUCUCCUCCAGACCAUGCUUUCAACCGACACUCAAGAAGAUUCCCUUCRUUACGUGACAUCCUGCCUUGCUGAGCUAGCAAAGCAAGAAGGAGCCGUGUUACACAUGGUCCAGCAGAUGGAUGAGCCUUUGACAAAGUGCUUGGUGAGACUGGCUGGCCAACUGGAAUAUCCUGAGCCAUCCUUUCAUGCUGCCUCCAUCAUCCAGCACAUGAUCAGUCAYGAAAAAAUGAUGCUUUUGUGGAAGCAUCACAUUGGAGAGAUUCAAGCCUACCUCAAGGAUUUUCUUACGCACCAAGAAGUCCGCUUUCAGCAGCUGGGCAUCUCCACAUUCUGCAGACUACGAGCAGAUCCAGAAUUUUCAUUAGCAUUCAGAAAAAGCCAAAUGGCCAACCUCCUUGAGCAAGUCCGUCAACAAACAGAAGAAACACAAGAGCUCCUUAGGGUAGCYAUGUGCCAUGAAGACAGUUAAUGUGUAAGCCAAAUGGCUUUUGAAAACUUACCAGAUCCAAGAGCCUGAACUUCCAGAGGAAASAACUCUUUUCAUUGGUUCCUGUAAUUUUCCUGCUACUUGCAGUUUCGUCAUACAAGAGAGAUGUCCCGGUAACAAGCAUUGGAGCAGGUCAAAACAUAAUUCCCUGGACCCUUUAGCUGGCUGCUUUAGUGUGCUUGAGGGCAUGGCUAUGUUGAAAAACACCCGUUAUGCUUGGUUAACCUUCCCUGGUUUGGUUUUGGUUUCCUCACCCUGCCACCCCCCUUCAGAAAAAAAAAGCUUAGUAUUAAUGAGGUUUUAUUCAUGCAACAGGCUGAUUCCACUGAAGAGGCAUCUSUCAAAUAUGCAGGUGGCUGCAUUCAUCUUUACUUUGUUUCUGUUCCAUAUUCUGUAUUACAGAGCACACCCCAGGGACUUUAGGAAACAAUUGAAUCAAUCCAUACUAUAAAGGUAGAAAACUAUGAACAGCUUACAGYAGAAAGUAACUGUUGAGGGAUAAUUCAGAAAGUGCAAGAAAUUUGUAAGCAGCAASAAUGGGUCAAGCCUGACAGCUGACCGUUGUCCACACUAUAGGCACUGCUUUCCAGCAGAAGAGCAAAGGCACAUUAAGGCAAGGAGAUGUUGCACAGAGCAAGUACARAUCACAGCAGGAAACACAAAUUAUUUGGGUGAGAUGCGUUUAAGUACAGAACUCUUUGUUCUGCAAAUGUUAAAAUUAUUUCCAAAGCUUACUUGCAACAAGGGAAGACUGAAAAUAUUUGGCAAAAUUAGUAAUUUUUGUUAUAUUUUGAUAUUAAUACUUCRUUUCAAAAAGGAGUUAAAGAACAAUAAAGGUAGUCAUGUGUUUAAAUUCAACUAAUUUUCUUACAUGUAUACUUCCCAUGGUCAGGCAGAUGUUCAGCUAUMUCCAGGAAAGCCAGGUUCUAUCACGUGUGUAAUGGUAACUUGGGAAGACACACAUUGUAACUCCAAACAUYCCCCCUUUCCUCCUCCUUCCCUCAGCUUUGUAUGCCAAGCAUGACAACGUAAGAUGUGGAAUGUCCCUUUGGUCAGCUGGGCUCACCUGUCCCAGCUGUGUCCCGCCCCCAAACUUCUUGUGCAACCCCAGGCUGGUGGGGAGGUGUGAGGCAGACCGUGCUGAGCAGUAACUGAAACAUCCCCGUGUUGUUACCAACCCYGUGUUCAGCACAAACCCCAAACACAGCCCCCUUCAAGCUACURUGAACAAAACUAACUCUACCCCAGUGAAAAGCAACACAUCUUUUGAGAUGCUUCUGACCAUGUUAUAACUCUURUGUGCAUGUAAAGCUUUAGAGCUGCUACUGGUUACAAACAUGGAAUAAAGGUGAGAUUUAAAAAAAAUAGUUUAAAAGAAUUAUUCUGUCAGUUAAGAGCUCAGUGUUUUAUUUAACUGUGACUCAAAUCUCUGGGCUUAAUUUUACUACUUGGGAAAGGCAUUUUUGAUAAUGAAUCCUUUUAAUAUCAGCAAGUUCUUUCCAACAGUACUGUUUGGGGGAAAAAAAAAWCCAAAAUGAAACAACAYCCCACACACUCCCUGACCAAAAACYSUAUGUAAAAACAACCAAACCCACACUCAGUGCAGUAAAAAGACCUAUUAAAAGUACAGAGUAAACAGAGACUUUAGGUAAAGCAAUAGGGUAUUUUCAACAUUCAUGCAUGACAGGAAUUUUGUUUUGAAAUCUGACAAACCACGUGCUCAGCUUUGGGCAGGUGGACUUACUGAAACAGAGGAUUGACUGAAUUACACACUUAGGAACAGAAUUCAAAAGUCUCAGACUUCAAGUCACCUCUGUGGGUGUUUUUGACCAGUUUCCAAAAAGAAAAACAGUGCACUAUUAAGUAYUGAUACUAGAAUGUGUCCUGUUUCUGUAUUAUUAGGUAUUUAAUCACAAAUAUUAUUAUUUCAAUGUCUUAGCAAGAAAGAAAAUAACAAAGCAUUCUUUAUCAGCAAUGAGGAGAUAAAMGACAUGAGGCAAGCAGAGCUAAUGGUGAGCAAUGCAGCAGUUGUGAUGUACUGAAGUAACUCAGUGAGAACCAUCCCUGUGAGCAAGGCUGUUGUGCUGUGGAGACAUGAGCAUGGAGCUGAGCCUUCCCAAAGCACACAGCUCUCUGCUGGGAAAGGUUACUGCUCCACACCCUCAGAACAGCUGUCUGCACCUUCUACACCUACCACUUCUACCUCAGGGUGUAGUUCAGCCUUACCUCUCACAGUACAAACAGCACAACCAACUGCAAUACCAACCAAGGCAGAGGAGCUGGCCUUCCUCCCAUAYCAUAUUUUAUUGUCAAGAACAACACUCAACUAAAGAGAAACUAUUUUCCCUGCAUUAAAAGAGGCUUAACCAAAAGAUUUUAAAAUUCAAUCUUAAAUAUUAAAAAAAAUUAUACACCUACUUCUACUCUCAAAUCCCUUGUUUUUAUUUUGUGUCAGGCCCUUAAAACAGGAAAUUCUCCCUCAUUUGAAGUCAGCCUGGACAGACUGUAAUGAUAAAUGGAUUUUAAUCCAGGCCUGUAAAAAAAAUUCAGCAAAACCCAAAAUACACAUGAGAAAUGAAGCAGGCCCAUUUUURCUGCAAACAGUGAAGAAGUGUGCUGAAGUCUCACAAAAACCAGAUCAGCAUAAUUUAUAACCAAUCAUAUAUAGCUCAAAAUGAGCACAAUUUAAACCUGAGCCCAAAUGAAUCCUAAGACUUAAAACUGAAGCUAAAUGUUACURCCUCUUUCUUUGUUCUCUUUCUAGUUGCAAGUGACUUUGUACCAAYUUUUCAGUAAAGAAAUUAGAGAAAACCUGAAGCAAAGUUUUAAGCAGACCAGGAAUAGCAAGAAGAGUUUUCCAU
Malurus melanocephalus (red-backed fairy wren) is the source of this 5018-nucleotide messenger RNA. RefSeq lists its product as uncharacterized. The record is from RefSeq and is a predicted model, not a curated record. The coding region runs from base 415 to 2139 and encodes 574 amino acids. Gene Ontology annotation, biological process: nucleus-vacuole junction assembly. The transcript is spliced from 14 exons. NCBI's taxonomy places the organism in Eukaryota, Metazoa, Chordata, Aves, Passeriformes, Maluridae. Gene Ontology annotation, molecular function: protein binding; protein-membrane adaptor activity.